GUGUUGCCAAAAGAUUGCAAAAGAGCAUUCCAAACUCGGUGAUAUUGAAUCAAUACUCCAAUGAAGACAAUCCACUGGCCCAUGAAUACACGACCGGGCCAGAAAUCAUCGACGCGAUUGUAGCAGAUUAUGCUGCCCACUCCUAUAGCUCACGAAAAUCCUCCGGAAAGGUGGAUGCUGUGGUCAUGGGUGCCGGAACCGGAGGGACCAUCACAGGUGUUUCGAGAGCCAUCAAGAAAGUUCACAAUCCUGACUGUGUGAUUGUUGGAGUAGACCCUAAAGGGAGCGUCUUGGCUUAUCCCGAUAAUCUCAAUAAGACAACUGAUGACAGUGUUUAUCAAGUUGAAGGCAUUGGGUUGCCUCCGACUGUGGACAAAUGGAUCAAGCUUGGCGACGAUGAAGCCUUCCCUGCUACAAUGAGGCUUAUCAAGGAAGAGGCAUUGCUCGUAGGAGGAAGCUCUGGAACUGCAUUAGCAGGAGCCCUGAAUUGGUUGAAGAGCCCCGAAGGGAAAGAGUGCGCUGCCACUGAAGGAAAGAACAUAGUUGUUGUCUUACCUGAUGG
Messenger RNA from Acaulospora colombiana, 562 nucleotides. NCBI's taxonomy places the organism in Eukaryota, Fungi, Glomeromycota, Glomeromycetes, Diversisporales, Acaulosporaceae. The record is from the annotation of a GenBank genome assembly.